Messenger RNA from Lipotes vexillifer (Yangtze River dolphin), 1467 nucleotides. It is a transcript of the gene TRIM39, whose product is annotated as tripartite motif containing 39. Gene Ontology annotation, molecular function: protein binding; zinc ion binding. The transcript is spliced from 6 exons. The coding region runs from base 1 to 1467 and encodes 488 amino acids. The record is from RefSeq and is a predicted model, not a curated record. Lineage: Eukaryota; Metazoa; Chordata; Mammalia; Artiodactyla; Lipotidae.
AUGGCAGAGACAAGCCUGUUAGAGGCCGGGGCCUCUGCAGCCUCCACAGCUGCAGCUCUGGAGAACUUACAGGUGGAGGCAAGUUGCUCUGUGUGCCUGGAGUAUCUGAAGGAGCCUGUCAUCAUUGAGUGUGGGCACAACUUCUGCAAAGCUUGCAUCACUCGCUGGUGGGAGGACCUAGAGAGGGACUUCCCUUGUCCUGUAUGUCGAAAGACGUCCCGCUACCGCAGUCUCCGACCUAAUCGACAGCUGGGCAGCAUGGUGGAAAUUGCCAAGCAGCUCCAGGCCGUCAAGCGGAAGAUCCGAGAUGAGAGCCUCUGCCCCCAGCACCAUGAAGCCCUCAGCCUCUUCUGCUAUGAGGACCAGGAGGCUGUGUGUUUGAUAUGUGCAAUUUCCCACACCCACCGGGCCCACACUGUCGUGCCACUGGACGAUGCCACACAGGAGUACAAGGAAAAACUGCAGAAGUGCCUGGAGCCCCUGGAGCGGAAGCUGCAGGAGAUCACCCGCUGCAAGUCCUCUGAGGAGAAGAAGCCUGGGGAACUCAAGAGACUAGUGGAGAGUCGUCGACAGCAGAUCUUAAAGGAAUUUGAAGAGCUUCAUCGGCGGCUGGAUGAAGAGCAGCAGGUGUUACUUUCACGACUAGAGGAGGAGGAACAGGACAUUCUACAGCGCCUCCGAGAAAAUGCUGCUCACCUUGGAGACAAGCGCCGGGACCUGGCCCACUUGGCUGCUGAGGUGGAGGGCAAGUGCUUACAGUCGGGCUUCGAGAUGCUUAAGGAUGUCAAAAGUACCCUGGAAAAAUGUGAGAAGGUGAAGACCAUGGAGGUGACUUCAGUAUCCAUAGAGCUGGAAAAGAACUUCAGCAAUUUCCCCCGACAGUACUUUGCACUAAGGAAAAUCCUUAAACAGCUAAUUGCGGAUGUGACCCUGGACCCUGAGACUGCUCAUCCUAACCUAGUCCUGUCGGAAGAUCGUAAGAGCGUCAAGUUCGUGGAGACAAGACUCCGGGAUCUCCCUGAUACACCACAGCGUUUCACCUUCUACCCUUGUGUCCUGGCUACUGAGGGUUUCACCUCAGGUCGACACUACUGGGAGGUGGAGGUGGGCGACAAGACCCACUGGGCAGUGGGUGUGUGCCGGGACUCUGUGAGCCGAAAGGGCGAACUGACCCCACUCCCUGAGACUGGCUACUGGCGGGUGCGGCUGUGGAAUGGGGACAAGUAUGCAGCCACUACCACACCUUUUACCCCUUUGCACAUCAAGGUGAAACCCAAGCGGGUAGGCAUAUUCCUAGACUAUGAGGCCGGUACACUGUCUUUUUACAACGUCACAGACCGCUCUCAUAUCUACACCUUCACUGAUACUUUUACUGAGAAACUUUGGCCCCUCUUCUACCCAGGCAUCCGGGCUGGUCGGAAGAAUGCUGCACCGCUUACCAUCAGGCCCCCAACAGAUUGGGAGUGA